AUGGCGCAGAAAGGAGUUCAGCUGGACCGGGAAACCUUCUCUUGUUCCAUCUGUCUGGAUCUACUGAAGGAUCCGGUGACUACUCCCUGUGGACACAGCUACUGCAUGAACUGUAUUAAAAGCCACUGGGAUGAAGAGGAUCGUAAGUACAGCUACAGUUGUCCUCAGUGCAGACAGAGCUUCACACCGAGGCCUGUCCUGCUGAAAAACACCAUGUUAGCAGAUUUAGUGGAGGAGCUGAAGAAGACUGGACUCCAAGCUGCUCCUGCUGAUCACUGCUAUGCUGGAGCUGAAGAUGUGGCCUGUGAUGUCUGCACUGGGAGAAAACUCAAAGCACACAAGUCCUGUCUGAUCUGUCUGGCUUCUUUCUGAGAAUCACCUUCAGCCUCAUUUUGAAUCAGCUCCAUACAAGAAACACAAGCUGGUGGAGCCGUCCAAGAAGCUCCAGGAGAACGUCUGCUCUCGUCAUG
This is a messenger RNA of Perca fluviatilis (European perch), 470 nucleotides long. RefSeq names its product E3 ubiquitin/ISG15 ligase TRIM25-like. The record is from RefSeq and is a predicted model, not a curated record. NCBI's taxonomy places the organism in Eukaryota, Metazoa, Chordata, Actinopteri, Perciformes, Percidae. The transcript has a single exon. Bases 1 to 372 code for a protein of 123 amino acids.